Fusarium sp. VM40 is the source of this 882-nucleotide messenger RNA. The record is from the annotation of a GenBank genome assembly. NCBI's taxonomy places the organism in Eukaryota, Fungi, Ascomycota, Sordariomycetes, Hypocreales, Nectriaceae.
AUGGGCAUGCGCAUUCUUGUCGAGACACCUAUCCUCAAAUCAAUGAAUGCACCACCAGCCUUACUAGAGCCUAUUAUCGCAAGAGAUCUGAAGUCCCUUACAAAGGAAAAACAACGUCAAUUUCUGUCGCUGCACAAUAACUUUCCGGGAAAUUAUCCCUUCAGCGGCAUCAUGAAAACUAAUUCAUUGCCUUGCGGGAGUGAGGCAAUGGUUGGUGCAGUGUACCCUACAAUCUGCUUCAUCAACCACAGCUGUCGUGCAAACGCUCACAAUAGCUGGAACGAAACUCUUGAGCAGGAAACAAUUCAUGCCAUCAGAGAUAUCGAACCUGGCGAAGAAAUCACAAUCUCCUAUGAUGAUGGAGGUGCAUAUACAAGUCGAAAGCCGUGGCUGGAAGAGAAGUUCGGCUUUCACUGCGACUGCUCGAUCUGUCGUCUUCCACCCGUCGAACUUGAGAAGAGUGACAAACGGCGAAAGCAAAUCAAACAACUAGACAAGGACAUUGGUGAUCCAUUCCGCAUGAUGAGUAGUCCCAGCGUCAGUCUUUCGAACUGCCGUUCCCUACUCCAGGUUCUGAAAGAAGAAUUCGAAAACUGUACCACUAUCUUGGUAGCCAGAGCCAAUUAUGACGCAUUUCAAAUUGCUGUUGUGCACGGAGAUGAAGCACGAGGAUCGGUAUUCGCAGAGCGAGCAUACCAGAUUAGACUUCUCUGCGAGGGAGGUGACAGUCCAGACACGGAAAGGAUGCAGCAAUUAGCUGAGAAUCCAAAGCUUCACCCAAGUUUUGGGGGUCAUUCCAUGCGCUGGAAGACGAAGAAGGGACAGGUUCCUGGAGAGUUGAAGGGGGAUGAGUUUGAGAAUUGGCUGUGGCGGCAAAAGUAG